AUGGGUGACCAUAUUUCAUUGGAUGACCAUCAUAUUUCAACCGCUUUCCGGCCUUCGGAAGACGGAUCGGCCCCAGCCCCGAAACGACGGAAACUCCGGAAGGGGACACAGUCAUGCUGGGAGUGCAAGCGCCGCAAAGCAAAGUGCAUAUACUCUGAUCACCUUGGCAUCUGCGAUUCUUGCAAGAGGCGUGGCACGGAUUGCCUUAGUCAGGAUGUCCAACAAAGCCCGCCUCCACUGGGGAGUAACAAGCAUGUGGUGGAUCGCCUUGGGGAAGUCGAAGCCUUAGUACAGCACUUACUAAAGGUUUCCCGAGAUGGGACAAGGUCACAUGAUGCCCUUGAUUCUAUAGAGAGCUUAGGCUCAACACAGCAAAGCCGUCAUGAUGAAGGAAGAACUUCUGGUUCACCUACAACCACCACUCAGAUCAAUAUCGAUAUCGGUAACCAAGAUUUAUCUGCGGAAGGCAUUCCAAAUGUCUCACUGGAAUCAGAUGGAUCACCGUCGCUUCCAUCAGACGAUGAACACCAUGUUCUGUACGACGAGCUUGUUGCCGCUUGGCCCAACCCGAAUGACAUGAAAAUCAUCCUAGACCUUCCAGUUGAGCCAUCGCAAAUUAUUCGCGCACUCACCUGUGCACCGUCAAAGAAUCAACCCUCAUGUCUCCCCUCUCCAACCAGCCUUCUUCGCUUACCACCACGCGGAUCACAUCCCGUCCUCGUGGCCCGAAAGAUGCUCAUCUUGGCUACUUAUCUUCAAGGUGUGCCGAUAGCAUCAGAAAAACACCUUGAAAAGCUCAGCCUCAACUGGGAGACAAUAAUGGAUCGUUUGGUCAAAGUUGCACAUGACAAGGUCACCUGCAAUGAUGACCUGGUAUCCUCGCUUGAAGGUGUAGAGUGUAUAAUGCUCCAGGGUCUGUACACGAACUAUAAGGGAGAUCUACGCAGAUCUUGGUUUGCGGCUCGCCGGGCAGUCACGAUUGCCCAGGUGAUGGGCUUGAACAAGGGAAUCGUCCCAUUCUCUUUCCGAGGCGUUGCAGUUAAUGUCAACGACUUGUGGUUUCGCCUCAUCAACUUUGACAGGUAUCUGUGUAUGAUGCUUGGCCUUCCACAAAGCUCGCCAGAUGAACCAAUUCCUCUCGUGGAAGAACUUGAAUCGUACGCACCUAAUCGGAAGUUGCAGAAUCUCUGCUCUGUCGCCUGUGGAAAGCUCCUGAAUAGGAAACCAUCAGAGAUCUAUGACCAGAACAUUACUAAAGAGAUCGAUAAGAUUCUCCGAGAUGCUUGUACGUCUAUGCCGGCGCAAUGGUGGAUCAUGCCCACUCUUGCAUCACAUCUAGAACUUGCCGACAGGAUCCAGGAAACGCUUCGCUUCAAUGACCAUUUUAUGCAAUAUCAUCUUGUGCUCCAACUACACAUGCCUUACCUACUGAAAGUUGGUAGUAAAGAGUAUUGCGGCUAUCACAAGCUUACUGCCAUAACAGCAAGUCGAGAAAUCUUGACGCGCUUCAUUUCGGUCCGCAUGAUACCUCAAACAAGGACGUAUUGCCGAGGCACUGACCUAAUCGCUUUCAUGGCAUCUACCGCAUUGGCGCUUGGUCACAUACUUUGUGAUCAUCGCAAUAAAAGGAUCGAAGAUAACGGAUACCAUUUUAUUGUUCAACAGCGAUUAAGCGAUCGAGGUCUGCUAGAGCAGGUGCUAUCUAUAGCAGAGAACAGAAUGAAGGAUUCUGAUGACGAUAUUUACAAACGGCUGGCAACACUUCUUCACUACCUUCUUGCUAUGGAGGACAACGUCGCAGCUGGUGUCCGGUACAGUGUCUCAUUCGCAGAGGGUGCCAUGCAAGAUGGGAGCUUAGGGCAUCAUGUCAAAGCCAAUACCGACGGCACCGAGUUAGAGAUUCAUCUUCCCCAUUAUCCUGUGAUAAGAAUCUUGCGUCGCGAUCCAGAAGGAAAGGAACCGUUGCCGGCCAUGCUAGAACUCCCUUGGGGGAGUGUACCGGUGAACAAUAGCGGUACCAGAAGCGCAGAUGAUAGUGUGACAGGGACUUCUUCUGAUAUUGAAAUUGCUGAAUCAUUGCUGUUCACUGAAGGUCAUAGUUCCGAAGGCGGUGCAGGUCAUGGUGAAGGUCCACACAUUCUUUCAGAUAGUUCAGUUCCAGAUACGUGGACGUUGGAGGGUAUUGAUAUGAGCUUUUUGGAUGCUUUCACAGAUGGGCCUGCUGUAAUUUGA
Messenger RNA from Fusarium graminearum PH-1, 2232 nucleotides. RefSeq lists its product as uncharacterized. Gene Ontology annotation, molecular function: DNA binding; DNA-binding transcription factor activity, RNA polymerase II-specific; zinc ion binding. The transcript has 2 exons. NCBI's taxonomy places the organism in Eukaryota, Fungi, Ascomycota, Sordariomycetes, Hypocreales, Nectriaceae. Bases 1 to 2232 code for a protein of 743 amino acids. Gene Ontology annotation, biological process: regulation of DNA-templated transcription; DNA-templated transcription. The record is from RefSeq and is a predicted model, not a curated record.